Messenger RNA from Trichobilharzia regenti, 2300 nucleotides. The record is from the annotation of a GenBank genome assembly. NCBI's taxonomy places the organism in Eukaryota, Metazoa, Platyhelminthes, Trematoda, Strigeidida, Schistosomatidae.
AUCUGAAAUUCUGUUUUGAAAUCUGUUGUCCAAAAGAAACACUAUUCGUCAAAUUUGACCGUUUCUCCUCUCCUCAACUUAAAAAGCUUCGUAGAGAGAAGGAAAAACUGUCUAAGAUGAAAGAUAAAACUGGUGUAAAAAGAACUAACUUCUUAAUUAAGUCUGAAAUGCAGAGGUUGAAUGUAAUAUAUAACCAGAAAUUCAUAUCCUGCAAAAAUCCUUCUAAUAUGUGGAAACUAUUUAAGGAAAUCACUGGUGGUAAGCAGAUAAACAAUAUUCCAUAUUCUUUUGAUGUAUGUACUCUUAACAAAUCUUUUAUUUACUCUCCCUCAAAUGCCAUGCUUCCCAGCAUCACUUGUGUUAAUAAUAGCCCCUUUCCAGGUUUUAACACAAAUGAUGUUCAAAAGUGCCUCAAGUCUCUAAACCCUUCCCAGAGCUUAGGUCCCGAUUAUGUACCUAGUAUUAUUUUUAAAAAUGUUCUGAUAUUCUGUGUCACCCUCUUACUGAUCUAUUUAACAAAUCUUUUUCCGAUAAUAUUGUGCCUGCCGUUUGGAAGGACAUUAAAGUUGUACCCAUACCUAAAUCAUCCACUGGAGCAUGUGUCAAAUUUAGACCCAUUGCUGUUACCUCUCCUUUUUUGAAAACUAUGGAGAAAUUACUUUUACUUAGUCUUGUACCUUCGCUUAAAUCCUUUAAUGACCCUAAACAAUUCGCCUAUAAGCACAGUAGAAGCACUUUAGAUGCAGCUGCCGUCUUAUAUCAUAACAUUGCUUCCAGUCUAGACAAGGGGGCUAAAUUUGUUCGUUGCGCCUUCCUAGACUAUACAUCUGCUUUUGACUCGGUCCCUAGGGACAUCUUAUUAAAUAAACUUGCUGCUAGUCAAACAGAAUGUUGGGCUGUUAACUGGUUACAUUUCUAUUUCUCAGAUAGAAAGCAGUACACCGUAUAUAAAGGGAAGUCUUCCACUUCAUUGCCUACUGAAGCUGGUGUCCCUCAAGGUGCUGUUCUUUCUCCUUUUCUUUUUUCUUUCCUCUUGCAUGACUUGCCUCACUCUGAUGAAAUAAACUUUGUGAAGUACGCUGAUGAUUUAACGGUUUCAAUGGCUGUUAACUCCCAGCUAGAUUGUACCAAAAUAAAUAGCUUUCUAUCGGAAGUCAGCAAAUGGUCUGAGUCUAACGGUCUUAAACUGAAUCCUUCUAAGUGUCAAACUGUUGAUUUCAGCUUAAGAUGUAAACGACAGUUAAAAGAAGUCAUCGAUUCUCAUGACAGUUGUAAAAUUGACGACAAUGAUAUAGGAAUCAAAUCAGAAAUUAAGUAUCUUGGACUCAUUCUCUCUUUUGAUCUCUCCUGGUCUUCCCAUGUCUUAGCAAUCUCCAGUAAAAUAUUCCGCUUGACAUUUUACAUUAAGAAGUUAAGACACUCGGGUAUAACUCAACCCUUCCUCUUACAGUUCAUAAACUCUUGCAUCCCACCUAUUCUUCUUUACUGUUCACCCUUAUUCUUUCCUGGUUUGUUUAAAAAGGACUAUGUCACAAUUCGUAGAAUACUGAAGACUGUCAGUAGGGUGAGUGGUGUCGCAGUGGACCACAUAGUUAACGUCGUUGUCGAUGGGCACUUGACUUCAUGCAAUAAAUUUGCUAAAGGGAUUUUGUCUAACUUGGAGCAUCCGCUUUACCCUCAGCUUUCACCUUGCAUCUCCUCAGAUAGAACAAGGAGUAACUUCAUAAAACUGUAUGCUCGCACGUCUAAGUAUAGAAAUUCUAUGAUACCAUAUUUGGCACGUAUUUUAUGUGAUGAAAAUAGUGUCAGGCAACAAUUAACUAACAUUUUUUCAUCUAGUAAAUAAACGAUUUCCUCCAUCCAUCCUUAUAUACCUUCAAGUUUUACUUUUAUUACUUCUAUUAUAUUUAUGGUCCUGUUACUUCUCUGUUUUACUCUCAUAAUUGCAAACACCAACUUAUCUCCAUGAGGGCAGUAAUCUUUGUUUUUCCCCUCACCAUAUCAUGUAAAGAGAACAUUAUACUCAAUAUUUCUAAACAUGUUAGGAUUUCUAUACCACAUUGCCAAUACUGUGUGACACAAGCCCACGGCAAUUUUCUCUUGUAUUAUUAUUAUAACCCUAGCUGUUAUCUCUAUUAUUGUUAUUUCCAUUUUAUAUGCUGAAUGUUUUUGACACUACCUCUAUUGUAAAUGUGAAAAAUUUUCUGUGUGAUUAAUUUUUAUCUAUAAUUUGAGGAAAUUAGAUGCAAUAUUGUGAUUAAUGGUGAGAAUUCCAUUCUGUAUCACAAGUACUGUUUUUG